Molecule: messenger RNA, 972 nt
Organism: Drosophila arizonae
Lineage: Eukaryota; Metazoa; Arthropoda; Insecta; Diptera; Drosophilidae
Product: trypsin beta-like
Biological process (GO): proteolysis
Molecular function (GO): serine-type endopeptidase activity
Source: RefSeq, a predicted model, not a curated record
CCAAGAAGUCCAUAAAAAGUGUCUAGGAAAGACACAACACAAGUCGGAUAACAAUAUGAUUGUCAACUGGAGCUUAAUUAUCAGCCUACAACUCCUUACUGCAGUUGAGGUUGCUGCGUCCCAAAGAGGAAAUCUGCGCAUUGUGGGAGGAAAGGUCCUUUCUAUAGUGAAAGCACCCUGGCAGGUUUCAUUACAAGUGGAUAGGAUUCAUAUUUGUGGCGGCUCUAUUUUGAGCCCUUCUAUAAUUGUAACUGCAGCACAUUGUGCGAGGCCGCUUAGACGCAAGCAUUCACAAAUUCGGGCUGGAUCCAAUAAUUGGAAACGUGGAGGGCAGGUCGCUCAAAUAAAAAAAAUUACUGAGCAUCCGAAGUACAAUGUCGCUACUUUUCAAAACGACGUCGCAAUUUUGCAUUUAAGUACGAAACUUAAAUUUGGUCUGACCACAAAUUCGAUUCAGCUGGCAAGUAAAGCACCACAGAAAGGAGAUCGUGUGUCUGUUUCAGGCUGGGGUUUUACGAGAGAGAACAGUUUUAAUCGUUCACGGGAUUUGCAAUAUGUGUAUGUGAAAAUUAUAAGUCGCCAGUCUUGCCAGAACUCGGGACACGCUAAACAAGGAACAAAAAUAAGAACGGGCRUGAUAUGUGCUGCCGGCAAUAAUAAAGAUGCAUGUCAAGGGGACUCUGGCGGCCCGUUGAUUGGAGAUGGAAAACUAGUUGGUAUUGUUUCAUGGGGCGUGGGAUGUGCUAGAAAGGACUUUCCAGGAGUUUAUACCGAUGUGGCAUUCUACCGGAAUUGGAUAUUAACAGAAUCGAAAAGGAAAGUGUAAAAACUAUAUCAAUCAAUUUAUAUGAAAGUAUCUUUUGUAUUCAUCUACAAUUAAUAAGAAUCCCCCACUAGAUUUUGAUCAUCAUAUAUCACCGAGCAGCAGUAUGUAGUUGAGUUAUCGAUUUUCAUAAACAAACUCGAUAUCCG